AUGGUCAUCUCCGAUUCCCCCUCUUCUUCUCCUCCCAGUUCUCCAUCAUGGUAUCCCGGGCUCAAUGUUCUCAAACGAUCCAUUGGGUGGUCCGACAAUGAUGACGACCAUGAACAUCAUUCGGAUUUGAAGAGUAAACGAUCUCGAAUUCAAAGCUCUAAGUCUUCUUCAUGGACAUUCACCAGAUUACCUUUGAACCAAGUCAACUUAUCCAGUGUUCAUAAGCAGUUACAACAUGCCGAAGCGCAAUUGAUCCAAAGUGAGAAAAUCACAGAUCAAGCAAUUGAUCAAUACAAACUAGCCAAAAGGGAUGAAGAAUCUAGGAAGAUGAAGAGGGAUAUGUUAAAAGAAAGACAGAUGAGGAUGGAAUAUGAACUUGAGAAACAACGGUUGGAAGUCACUGUCGAGGAGAUACAAGGUAGGUUGGGAAAGAGGGAGGGGAUUAUCAAAGUGUUAGAUGCGAGACUUAGUUCACUUGAAAAGGAUAUCAUCAAAUGUCACGAAGAUAACAAGACGCUCAAUGACGAGUAUGAGAAGAAACUCGAAAUUCGUGCUAAAGCUAUGUCAGAGAAAGAUGUGAUGAUCAACUCUGCAAACGACAAAAUCAAGGUUUUGAUGACUGACAUACGAAAGAUGAAUGACGAUACCGAGCAACUCAAAACGAACCAUCAAACUGCCAUCAACAACCUCAAAUCUAUUCAUCAACAAGAGAUGAACGAGGUUUACAAAGAAAAUUCCAAAAAGAUCUCAAGCAAAGAUAAACAUAUCAAAGAACUCGAUGUUUCGAUCGAUGAAUACAAGAAAAUCGAGAUCGAAUUGAAAGGUUAUAAUGCGAAUUUGAAGAACUUUAUGCAAGAGAUCAACUCUCGAUCAAGCGAAUUACGUAAGCAUUUACUUCCCGAUUCUGUGUCGUUGACCGCCUGA
Messenger RNA from Kwoniella mangroviensis CBS 8507, 924 nucleotides. RefSeq lists its product as uncharacterized. The transcript is spliced from 3 exons. Lineage: Eukaryota; Fungi; Basidiomycota; Tremellomycetes; Tremellales; Cryptococcaceae. The record is from RefSeq and is a predicted model, not a curated record. The coding region runs from base 1 to 924 and encodes 307 amino acids.